CGAAAGUUUAGGCCCAAGUCGUAGGCCCGUUUCAAGACAAACGAACUGCUGGUUGAUGUAACAAUGUCACCGACUGAGAAUCGGAGUCUGGAGUAUCGGCGCUGAACGGACAGCAAGCAGGCUUGCCCUAGAUCGAUUCCUUUCCAGCAAGCUCGCCUAUUCGAAUUCAAAGUCUCCAACAGAUGUCUGCCUUGAUAUUUAAUCAGUGAACCAGGGGGGAGAUGGGCCGGAAAGCUGGGCGGCUACAUAUAAGCCCAAAGAAAUUUGGGUCUCUUCAGAAACCUUGCAUGAAGGAGAUGAUAACUUUUCUUAAUUGUUUGGCUCUUAACCACAACAGUGAUGAGAAAUGCGUUAGGCAAAAAGAUCUCUUGAAUACAUGCAUGGAUGCUCAGACUAGCAAAAGCAGGAAGCCCUGGGGAAGCAUAAAUUAUCAUCUGCAGCGGCUCAGCAGGGGAAGGAAGUAGGAGAAUCCAACCUAGUGUUUGAUUUGACUGACUCCGUAAACCCACAAUUUGUUCUUAAGUGGUAGUAAGUAAUAACGCCAGUUGGUGGUUAUGUUUUUGAACAAAAGUUACUGAUUUUGGUCCAUCAAGAACCACCAGAAAUUACUAGAUAAUUGUCAGAAACAUUUUUCGAGCAUGCAUCCAGGGAUUAUUGUACUUUUAGAGAUGAA
Molecule: messenger RNA, 673 nt
Organism: Diospyros lotus (date-plum)
Lineage: Eukaryota; Viridiplantae; Streptophyta; Magnoliopsida; Ericales; Ebenaceae
Exons: 3
Coding region: 222-464 (80 amino acids)
Biological process (GO): mitochondrial translation
Molecular function (GO): structural constituent of ribosome
Source: RefSeq, a predicted model, not a curated record